ACUAGAUUUAUAUCGCUUUUCAUUGUUUUGCCUCUUUAUUCGCAUGGAAUUUAUCAAAAGCAACCAACGCUGUUUGACGCUAUUUAUUUGCAUUACAGUUCAGUCCGGAUAGGGGGAUCUCGCCGCGUAUAUCGCCGUAUUCCGUGUAUGAAUUAUUAUUGAUAGGAGGAGGGGAAAAAAAACGUGCAGACGGUAAUUCAUCUUUCCAGGGUUUUGGUUUAUCGAGGCUUAGUCUAGUCAGCCGCGCGUUUCAAAGCCAUUUCCAGGAGAAGCAGCGAGAAGACCGAGAGGUGCAAGCCUGCUGGAGCCGAGGACGGAUCGCCCGGGGAAGGACUCCUCGUUCCUCAGGACGAUGGUGUUGGACAAGGAAGAGGGUGUGCCGAUGCUCUCCGUCCAGCCCAAAGGGAAACAGAAGGGGUGUGCUGGCUGCAAUCGCAAGAUUAAAGACCGCUACCUGCUCAAGGCCCUGGACAAAUACUGGCAUGAGGACUGUCUCAAAUGUGCCUGCUGUGACUGCCGCCUGGGGGAGGUGGGCUCCACCCUCUAUACGAAAGCCAACCUCAUCCUCUGUCGCAGGGACUACCUGAGGCUCUUUGGUACAACGGGGAACUGUGCAGCCUGCAGUAAACUGAUCCCAGCCUUUGAAAUGGUGAUGAGAGCCAGAGAUAAUGUUUACCAUUUGGACUGUUUUGCCUGUCAGCUUUGUAACCAGAGGUUUUGCGUGGGGGACAAGUUUUUCCUAAAAAACAACAUGAUUUUGUGUCAAAUGGACUAUGAGGAGGGCCAGCUGAAUGGGAGCUUUGAGACACAGGUUCAAUAGUUGGAACCUCGUGGCAGCAACAAUCGGCUCCACACUUUACACACGAGAUGGAUGUUCUGCUGCACUUGGAAAAAGACAAGCGUCUGUCUGCUUGCCUGCAAUACUUUUUAAGACCCCUUUAUCAGUCCCUAAGGACUCUAUUGUAAAUGUUCAACUUUUUGCCCCUCCCACACCCCAACACUGAGCAGUUACAAAUUUUGAUGUACAGUUGUGCCUGCUUAGCUGAGCACUGUAUUGCUUGUAUGUUUUGUGAAAUUUAUUUCAGGUUUGUUUUCUUUUUCUUUAAGAAAUGGUUCAUUGGAGGGUAUGUACAGUCUGUUUUCUCUGUAUAUAUAAACUGGAACAUUUAUUUUAUGAAAUGUAAUGCAAUUUUAUUACUAGUGUGAAUUAAAGAUUCUUAAAUGUU
Molecule: messenger RNA, 1226 nt
Organism: Toxotes jaculatrix (banded archerfish)
Lineage: Eukaryota; Metazoa; Chordata; Actinopteri; Toxotidae
Gene: lmo1
Product: LIM domain only 1
Exons: 4
Coding region: 353-820 (155 amino acids)
Biological process (GO): positive regulation of transcription by RNA polymerase II
Cellular component (GO): nucleus
Molecular function (GO): transcription coactivator activity; DNA-binding transcription factor binding
Source: RefSeq, a predicted model, not a curated record